Molecule: messenger RNA, 294 nt
Organism: Phytophthora infestans T30-4
Lineage: Eukaryota; Oomycota; Peronosporomycetes; Peronosporales; Peronosporaceae
Exons: 1
Coding region: 1-294 (97 amino acids)
Source: RefSeq, a predicted model, not a curated record
AUGAUGCCCACCCCUGGCUGCUUGUUUUGCUACAACCCGCGCCAGGAAUCCCGCGCGCUAUUGCAUCACCAUUGGGGCAGCAACUUUACCUGGACAGGCGAACCGACAGGCGCCGCAUGUUUCGCUCACGUCGAUGAAGACACGAAAGUGAUUCGUGCGCUACAAGUGUCCAUCCAAGAUAAUCAAGAUCCGCUUAAAGUGAUGGCUACCCCAGACAGUUUGACUUUUCCUCGCGGUGAUCGCGUCGAAGAAGCUUCCAAGCUCAUGUACACUCGUCCAAUUGAGACUGACUAA